AGCGCUUCCUGCCGGGGACUCGGCGUCGCCGGGCGGUCCCUUUGCCUCCCUCGACGGCCGCAGGCUAGCGAGGGGGCUCACGUGACCGCUCGCCCCCCCCCCGGCGGCAGUCACGUGCCACAUCAUGGCUGCGCCCGGGAGGCCCUGGCCGCGCUCAGCGGAGUGGCCGCUCCUGCUCCUCCGCCUUUGCCUGUGCCUGGUGGCGGGGGGAGCCGGAGCGCUAGCCCAGGUGACGGGGACCGAGGUCCGCCGGGCGGCCUCCGCCGCCGCCUCGCCCUCUCCCUUGCCGGUCUGCGGCUGCUGCGCGGGGCCUGUGCGGAACGGCUCUGCGACGGCCGCCCUCUGCGGCUCUCGGGCGGGCGCGGUGCGGCGGGGCCGCUGCUGCUUGGACGGGCCGCCGGAGCGGGAGACCGUCGUGGGGCUGGAUCUGGGGAACUGCUCGCUGCUCCAGCUGUGUCCCAGCUUCCAGGAGGCCAGCACUGCUUUGGUCAUUGACCUGACGGACAAUCCUUUGGGGCGCCCCCCUGAGGAAGCCUUUCGGGGAUUCACCCAGCUGCAGGUCUUAACGUUGCCACUGACGCUGGGCUGUCCUGGAGGCAACAGAAGCUGGGACAAUGUCACCAUCCAAGGGAGCAUCCGGCUGUGCCAAAGCCAGAAGAACCCCUGCAAUGGCUCAGGGGAGCUCGGCUGGCUGUGCCCGGAGGAUUCACUCUGCGCUCCGGACGGCCCGGGCUUGUCCCAGUGCCUCUGUGUCGGCCCAUUCCAUGGCUACAAGUGCUUGCGCCAGGGCACCUUCCCCUCCCUGCUCUUCUUUGGGACCUUGGGAACCAUCACUGCCACCCUCUCCAUCCUGCUCUGGCUCACCCAGCGGCGGAAGGCCAAGAUCUCUUAGCAGUCUGGCCCACCUCCUGGCCCACUGCUGGAGAUAAACCCUUUGGAUUGUGCAACAGGGUCGUAAUAAAGUAACCACAGCUGAACGGGAAUGUGGAGAGGAACGGUCCUUGUGGUGGGCCCAAGCCCCCGCGGGCUCAGUUGCAGGUCCUUUGUUCUGCACCUGGAUGCUGCUGGCCUGAGGCUCCUGGCCCCUGCUCCCUUGUGUGGAGGAAGAGGCGUUGCUGAUUCCCAGGAUUCCCAGCCAUGCCCUCUUUGAUAUCUUGCCUGUAGGGUACUCACAAGCCUCACUGUAGCUGUAGCAGCUACCCUUGGGACCUGAAAAGACCCUCAUGGAUUGUAUCCGUGAUGCAGCCUAAGUGGACGUUUGUCCCUUGCUGUCUUCAUGCAUGGAACUGUCUCCCAGAAAGCAUGCAGGGUGCUUCGCUCUGCCCUGCCCCCACUCCCGGCUCUCUUUCCAAAGCCAUGGAGCUUUCCUUAUAAACACUUACUCCUCAGCCCCACCCCAUCCCAGCAAAAGCCAAGCUAGAGCAUGUGCAACUCUAUUUGAACCCACUCAUCUGUUGCAACCCCCCCCAUCGUUGAAUUACAAGAACUUCAUUUUUCUGCUUUCUGAAGUACCCUGUGUGUUGAUGUGGGUUGGAAAAAAUAUCAGCAGUGUGUGCUGGAUCCUGGCUGCCUCAGCCAGCUGCCAUGCUCAUCCCUGGCAUUUAAGCAGGAUGGUCCCAAGGCUGCAUAAUGCACAGUUUGGCUCUGCCUCUUGUGAAGAGGCACCUGCGGUCCCUUGGGGGGACCGUGGCUGCUCAUUUUUCCUUUUGUGAAAGAUUAAGUGCUUUCUGGACCAUAUUAGAGGUCCCUACUUUGCAGGGGAUUAAUUGUUGACUGUUGCCCAAGGAUCCUUGUUGCUCCUUCAGUUGGCCAAAAGAGUCCUGGAGGGUGCCAUGAAAUGUGUUUUUGGGAGGAGAGACAUGUGCAUCGUAUGCUGAGUCUAAAGGCAGAGUCACAUAGAAGUUGGGAGAGAGUAGCUGUGUCUUUGCCUGCCUAACACUCCAGAGGGCAGAUGGAGACAAAUUCCAAAACUCUGAAUGGAUGCUGGUGCACAUGGCUUGAGGAAGCCGAGGGAGUCAACAGGCCUCAAUGAGCCUUUCUACGCUUGUAUACAGAAUUCAAUAAACUAUGUGAGCCUUC
This is a messenger RNA of Rhineura floridana, 2079 nucleotides long. It is a transcript of the gene ATRAID, whose product is annotated as all-trans retinoic acid induced differentiation factor. Gene Ontology annotation, cellular component: intracellular membrane-bounded organelle. NCBI's taxonomy places the organism in Eukaryota, Metazoa, Chordata, Lepidosauria, Squamata, Rhineuridae. The coding region runs from base 125 to 892 and encodes 255 amino acids. The transcript has 6 exons. The record is from RefSeq and is a predicted model, not a curated record. Gene Ontology annotation, biological process: positive regulation of osteoblast differentiation.